AUGUCGUCAGUCAAGUUCGAGAAGGAGACGGUCACGAAGAGCGCCGAAGGGCUCGCGGGCGCCGCCGCCGAAGCUGCGGGCAAGGGGAAGGACGACCUGCUCAAGAAUGUUGGCGAGGCCAUCACCAAGGGCGGUGGCGCGAACGGAUACCUUCAGGCGUACCUCAAGCACCUGCAAGAGAACCCUCUCCGCACCAAGAUGCUCACCUCUGGUACCCUUUCGGGUCUGCAAGAGUUUCUUGCCUCGUGGAUCGCGCAUGAUCGGAGCAAGCACGGCCACUACUUCACCUCGCGCGUUCCCAAGAUGGCCCUCUACGGCGCUUUUAUCAGUGCCCCGCUUGGCCACUUCCUGAUCAGCAUACUGCAGAAGAUCUUCCGCGGGCGCAAGAGCCUCAAGGCCAAGAUUAUGCAGAUUCUCAUCAGCAAUCUCAUAAUCUCUCCCAUCCAAAACUCGAUAUACCUUGUGUCCAUGGCUGUGAUUGCUGGCGCACGCACCUUCCACCAAGUUCGAGCUACCGUCAAGGCUGGCUUCAUGCCAGUCAUGAAGGUGAGCUGGAUCGUUUCGCCAAUUUCCCUGGCCUUCGCCCAGCAAUUCCUGCCCGAGCACACAUGGGUGCCCUUCUUCAACAUCAUUGGUUUCAUAAUCGGGACAUAUGUAAACGCACACACCAAGAAGAAGAGGCUUGCAGCCUUGAGGCGCAAGCACUACGGUGACGGCAGCGGUAGGGAUCUAGGAGGUAGGGAUCUAGGACGUGGGGAUUAUGGUAGGGCCGACCUGGGCGGUAGGAGCGUGGCUGGUGGCAGGCCUGGUGAUGAGUAUCCUGGCGGCAGGCCUGGGGAGUACCCUCCCGGCCCUCCGGGUGCCCGACGCGACUAUUAG
Didymosphaeria variabile is the source of this 879-nucleotide messenger RNA. RefSeq lists its product as uncharacterized. Gene Ontology annotation, cellular component: cytoplasm; membrane. The coding region runs from base 1 to 879 and encodes 292 amino acids. The record is from RefSeq and is a predicted model, not a curated record. The transcript is spliced from 3 exons. NCBI's taxonomy places the organism in Eukaryota, Fungi, Ascomycota, Dothideomycetes, Pleosporales, Didymosphaeriaceae.